AUGGCGUCAAUCGUCUCUCUCUCAAACGUAAUCGGAUUCUCUGACACCCAAAACCACAACUCCCUUUUCUCAUCUUCUCUCUGUAAACUAAACUUCCGGUCAAAUAUAGUUGAAAUCGAUACAUUUUCGCGGCACAAGGAGUAUCGGAAAACUGGACAUCACCAUAGAUAUUUUCGAUUAUAUGCACAUUAUGGAGGGAGGAAGGAAAAUAAUGAGAAAAGUGAUGCUGCAACUUCUAAGGUAAAUCUGUCUGGAAACCAGCGACCUAUACGGACAGAAAUUACUGAGGGUGCUAAGCAAUGGAGACGAGAACAGCACGGUGGCAGCAAGAAUGGAAAUGAAGUGCCUCAAAAUGCUGAUUUUCCUCGGCAUUAUUCAAGAAAGGAGAAGAAGCCUUUUCCAGUUCCCAUUAUAGAACUGCGACGGGCAGCUAGGGAGAGGAUAAAGAAGAUGAAAGAUGAGCCAAGGAGAAAUCUAUUGCCGGCACCAAAGAAUGGAUUGCUAGUAAAGAACCUAAUACCAGAAGCACAUGAUGUGUAUAAUGCUAGGAUCACUUUGAUUAAUAAUAUAAAGAAGCUGCUCAAAGUAGUACCCGUGCAUGCUUGUGGGUGGUGCAGUGAAAUCCAUGUAGGCCCUGUUGGACAUCCGUUCAAGUCAUGUAAAGGUUCACAAGCGAACCUCCGCAACGGCCUUCAUGAAUGGACAAAUGCACAUGUUGAAGACAUAUUAAUACCGAUUGAAGCCUAUCACCUCUAUGACCGCCUUGGAAAGCGGAUUACUCAUGAAGAGAGAUUCUCCAUCCCUCGGAUUCCAGCAGUGGUUGAGCUCUGCAUUCAAGCUGGCGUUGAGAUUCCAGAGUUUCCCACAAAAAGGAGAAGAAAGCCAAUAAUCCGUAUUGGGAAGAAAGAAUUUGUGGAUGCUGACGAAAGUGAACUACCAGAUAGAGUCGCAGAUAAACCUAUUAAACCGUUACUAGCUGAAAUACCGGAUUCAGAAAUAGUUGCUCCAGUGAACAAGGAGGAAGUAGUUCACCUUGCCGAGGAAACACUCCAAGCAUGGGAACAAAUGAGGAGAGGUGCCAAGAGACUAAUGAGAAUGUACCGUGUGAGGGUCUGUGGAUAUUGCCCUGAAAUUCAUGUUGGUCCCAACGGAACCAAAGCUCAAAACUGUGGAGCACACAAACACCAGCAACGCAAUGGGCAGCAUGGUUGGCAAUCUGCAGUGCUCAAUGACUUAAUACCGCCGAGAUUUGUGUGGCAUGUUCCUGAUGUAAACGGUCCACCGCUGGAACGAGAGCUUAGGAAUUUCUACGGACAGGCGCCAGCUGUAGUCGAAAUGUGCAUUCAGGCUGGUGCUGAGUUACCAGAACAAUAUAAAUCAACCAUGCGCCUUGACGUUGGGAUCCCUUCAACUCUUCAAGAAGCUGAAAUGGUAGUUUGA
Messenger RNA from Lathyrus sativus (Indian pea), 1440 nucleotides. The record is from the annotation of a GenBank genome assembly. NCBI's taxonomy places the organism in Eukaryota, Viridiplantae, Streptophyta, Magnoliopsida, Fabales, Fabaceae.